AUGUUCUGCACGAAGAAGCUCAACUGCUCUAAGGAGCUGCUGAUGAAUCAUAACCUGCAAGCGCUUGCCUCAGAGGACCCCCUGACGGAGAGCGAGAAGACGGCCAUGGAAACGCGAAUAGCGACCAGCAGCGGUAAGGCCAAUCUCAGAAGCUGGUGCCGGGCAUACCCGAUGUAUUCCACUUCGAUGCAGAAGUGCAUCGUGGAGAGCGAUUCUCGUGGAUACGGCCGGGAGAUGUUCAAGUCCCAGCAGAAGCUCAAGCUCACGAGUGCCGAUGCGAUCUACUGUUUCGUCUCCGGACACUGCAACAACACGCAGGUUACUGAAAAGACAACGAUGCAGGAAGCGGAAGGCAUCUGCAACAAGCUUUAUGGACAGAGGUGGACAGAACUCGGCUGGAAGGACUACAUGGCGGUGCUGGCACGUGCCCUCGAGGUUGCGACCAAGCACCACAUCCCCAAGGAGUGGAACUUUACCGGAUGGGGCUCUCUGGUCAAAAUCGCCCGUCAUGAGGCCGGGAUUUCAGCGAUGACUGCGUGUGCAAUGGGAAACUUCCAGUGCGACGUCACUUACUGCCAGAUGAACUAUUGCCACAACGACCGAUUCCGAGCAAAGUUCGGAAACUUCUCGUGGUCAGCACAAUCGCAAAGUGUCGAACCGAUUCUGGCUGUUGCGAACAGCAACAAAGCUGCACUUGCGGCCAUGGAAGCAGCACAUACACAUGACUUGCCGAUCCUUCCACACAGCCUGAUCGAUCCUGACCCACCACGUCAUCAGCAGGCGAUUCUUCCAAGGGACGAGGUCAAGUCGGCGAAUGGCACUGCUGUGAAGGCAUCAGAUCGUGGCCAGGCACGCGUUGCUGACAUCGAGCAAGAAGGUCUCGAAUCGGUCAGUGCUAUGCAGCUCUCCACGAGGUUUGCAUCGCACGAAGCUCCCGAGCUGCAGAUGCGACUGCACCAGGGGCUGGUCGAUCUCAGGGCCAACAUGGUGCUGAAACAGAUAGAGCUGCUGCAGAUGCUGGACCGGCAGCUGGAGGAAGCAAAGCAGGCCAACGUCACUGAGAGCGCUUCAAUUUCGGUGAAGCCUCAAAGUGAAAGCAUCUCGUUCCGGUCGAACUUUGGGACCCCGGUCGGCCCAGAGGAAUUGCAGACGUCUGCUGCGAAAGCGUCUGCGGAAAGGACACAGCAGAAACCUGCAGCACCGAAGAAGGCCUUGCGUGCGUCAACUGCGCCGGAGGAGACCGCCCGAGUAGUACAUCAAGCAGCCUCUCCGAGAAGACGGAGGAAGAGCUUCGCUGAAGAGGAUGAUGAGAACAAUCAGAAGCUGCAAAGAAGCUUGAAGAGCAGCGACGAGGAAUCCGUCAUCUUCGAGAAUAUUGUUCCCAGUGCGGCCAGUGCCUCUAAGACUCCAAGAAAGUCCAGGACGCUUGCCAGCGCAGCGUUGCCAUCCCUUUCGACCAAGCGCAGGCGCAUGUCGUGGUUCACGAAGCAGUCCGAAAGGGGAAGCAAGAUGCGAAACAUGCAGGUUACUGCGAAGCCUGAAGUCGCACGUCUUAGUACAGCUGAGAAGGAGUUGGCAGAAAAGGAGGGCCAACAUCAUUCUGCUGGCCUCUUCGGCAAGUACCACAAUGAGUACUCGGUUGCACAAGUCAGAAAGAAUUUCGAAGAUGGACUCGAGUGGGAUCGCAUGGACAGCCUGAGAGCUGAGAAUCGCUGCCUGGCGAUCGUCCGAAAUCCGUGGUUUGAGCGCCUGACGUUGUCCGUCAUCUUCUUGAAUGCCGUGGAAAUGGCAAUCAACGCAGAAUUCAGCGACUACACGGUGAUCACUGAAGCGGACCCAAUCUUCAUUGUAGCAGAAGUCUUGUUUUGCAUCUUCUUCUCUGUGGAGCUUGUCAUCAGAUAUGCCACCUAUAUUUCUACCUGCCAAGCAUUGAAAGAUGCGUGGUUCUCCUUCGACUUCUUGCUAGUGGUGCUUAUGAACUUCGAGACAUGGGUCUUUCCACUUCUGAGUGCGGUCGGGCAGGGCGGAGACACACUCAACACAGCGAAUGCUUUGCGCGUGGCGCGUGUGCUGCGAGUACUCCGAACAGCGCGCAUGGCUCGUCUAGUGAAGCUGAUGCCAGAGUUGAUGAUCCUCGUGAAGGGCAUGCUCGUGGCCUGCCGUUCAGUUUUCUUCACGCUGGUCUUGCUGCUCCUCAUCACCUUCGUCUUCAGCAUCACCUUCAUCGAGUUCAGCCGUGGCCAUCCAAACUUGGAGAAUGAGUACUUCUCGUCUAUGGGCACGUCUAUCAUGACGCUGAUCUUGAGAUGUGUGCUUCCAGAUCAGGAGGUCUUCAUCAACACCAUUUCCUCUGAAAGUUGGCCCCUGGCGGCGCUUCUAUUGCUGUUCAUUCUGCUUGGAUCAUUAACGGUGAUGAACAUGCUGUUGGGCGUCCUGGUAGAGGCUGUGAAAACUGUUUCGACGAUCGAGAGAGAGCAGCUGGACGCAGACUUUGCGAGAAAAGUUCUGUGGGAGCUCAUCGACAAGGAGGGAGAUGAGGAUGGGGACAACUUACUCUCCGAGAAGGAGUUCGUGAAUCUCUUGAAGAAGCCGAAGGCGGCCAGAGCCUUGAUGAGCUUGGGUGUGGAUGUGUCAGCCGCUUACGACUAUGGAAAGCUGCUUUUCGAGGAUGGCGAGAAGGCAUCAUUCGUGGAUUUCAUGCAAGCUAUGCUAACUCUUCGUGGCUCGAACAAGACCACAGUGAAGGAUAUUGUCGAGCUGCGCAAGUUCUUGUCUGAGGAGUUCCAUCAAGUCGAGACGUUGGUUUGUGAGCUCUGCAAUUUCCUCGGCGAGAUUAUGGAACCGACUUCCAAUUCGCAGUAUGCCACGCCAAGGCAAGAUAUUUCAGCUCUCUCAGAUGCUGGCACACCACACGCGUUUGGAUUCGAAGAAGGCGACGAGCUUUCAUGA
Messenger RNA from Symbiodinium sp. CCMP2592, 2949 nucleotides. The record is from the annotation of a GenBank genome assembly. Lineage: Eukaryota; Dinophyceae; Suessiales; Symbiodiniaceae.